Molecule: messenger RNA, 3575 nt
Organism: Lytechinus pictus (painted urchin)
Lineage: Eukaryota; Metazoa; Echinodermata; Echinoidea; Temnopleuroida; Toxopneustidae
Product: A disintegrin and metalloproteinase with thrombospondin motifs 17-like
Exons: 11
Coding region: 314-1567 (417 amino acids)
Biological process (GO): proteolysis; extracellular matrix organization
Cellular component (GO): extracellular matrix
Molecular function (GO): metalloendopeptidase activity
Source: RefSeq, a predicted model, not a curated record
AGGUGUAAUGAAUGAAUAUACAGGGCUGAGUGUGCCUUUGAACUGGCAGAAAGCAAAAUAAGGCACUUCACCCCCGGCUAUGAUAUGCAUUGUAGACAUACAAACUGUAAAUUUGUGUUAUGCAAAAGUGUUAUACCGAGCAGGGAAUUGGCAGAAUAACAUGCAUGUAUUAAUUUUCAGAUUUGAAAAUGUGAUAUUGUGGUGAUCAGUUGGUGCACUGGAUCGAGAGUGACUACGGAGUGAUGCGCCCUAUCAGAGGGACGGAAGAGAGGCAAAAGAUGGGGAAAAUGUAACAGUGAAACGUUUUCAGAGCAUGUACUGGCGGAUUUCAAAUCAUGGAGAUUUACCGAGUAUGAUUGGUGUCCAGGCAUCGAGAACCAUGUCUAAGCCAGCUUCAUCGACGUCGGCUGUCCUCAUAACUUUCUCCUUAUUCUUGAUUGGUUAUAUUCAUUGUUUCCCGCAUGUUCUGUCGAUGAAAAGGGGACAAUCCAACUCUAUGAAAAACAAAGCCAAAUACAAGAUACCUCCUCCUAUUACGGGUGAGAUUAUAGCGCCUCGCGUGGUCGAACUAAUGCUGGUCCUACAUCACGAUCUAUCCCGUUACCAUGGAGACGACACGAUAAACUACAUCACACAUAUUUCAAAUCAGGCAGCUGAUCUAUGGAAUGACGUAACAAGACUUGGUGUGAAAAUUGAAAUUAGGAUUACAAAGACUAUCCUACUUAAGGAUGAGAAGGAAUCGUUAUUACCCAUCGAAGCCGAUGCAAAUCAUCUUCUCAGAAAGUUUUGCAAGGAUUGGCAGAAUGAUAGGAGGUACCGAUAUGGAGAGGAGUUUGAUGCUCUGAUUCUUAUCACAAGAGAAGACCUUCAUGUCGAUAAUAACUAUAAUGCCACGGGGCUAGCCUACAUACAUGGGGCUUGUGAAACGGGCUACCAGUGCGCUGUCAUCGAAGACACUAGCCCCAUGGGCACAACAAUAACAAUAUCCCAUGAACUAGGACACUUACUUGGUAUGUAUCAUGAUGGUGAGUUUAAUGGAUGUAUAGAUCGGAUGAACAUAAUGAGUGGUUACACUGUAAGUGGAGCCCAGUCGGUCACAUGGUCUACCUGCAGUACCAAGUCCCUCUUGGAAUAUCUCAAAUUGCCACGAUCUCGAUGUUUGCAGAACCGAACUGCCAAGAGUUCUUAUCAGUUGACCACUUCUACUUUCCCAGGCCAGUACUAUGAUAUAGAUCAUCAGUGCCAGAUCGCACUGAGAAGGGGUGCUGUAGCUUGCCCGACGGGAAAGAGAGAGAAUCUUUGCCAGCAUUUGAAAUGUUUACAGCCGUCAAAGAUGAGAUGUGUCAAGACUAACCGGCCUCCGCUUGACGGGACACCAUGUGCAAUAAACAAGUGGUGCUAUCGGGGACAAUGCACAGAUAAACAACUUCGGCAGAAGAGGCAGGGAACAAAGCUAAUUGCUAUGGAAACGACCACACCCAUGAUCGGAGACACGCCUUCAAUGAAAUCAACAGUGGCAACAAUGUUGGCUACGAAGACCAGGAAUCGGCCGAAACAACAUUUAUAGAACUUAAAAUUGUCAUGAUUGUUUCAUCAAUUAAACUAUGUUUCAUUGUAUUAAAAGCAUAAAGCAAUGCUAAAUUGCCACUGUUAAUUCCAACUUUGUCUACUUGCCAUCUGGCCUCAUCCCACAUGGUCUAAAGCCCAGCGCAUACUAUGCAACGCGAUUGCACCAAAAUCACAUAGUGAGCGCCAACCUACAAUGCGAUGCAACUGCGACAAGCUUUGUUGCAGUAGGAUCGCAGACCAAAUCUCAGGCAUAGACAUGUCAAAUCUUUCUGCGAUUUUUGCCAAUUUUUCAGUCACUCAGAUUUGUCCUAGACAAUAUCAUGGCCAAUUUGUUGCACUUGCGCUGCAUAGACAACAUACGCGCAAAUGAAGAGGCGCCAUGAGAUGCAGCACGCUGCAGAGCUGUUGCUGUGUGUACUACGCAAGCCUGCAAUGCGAUUGCAAUGAUAUGCGAUUGGCAACUUUGUUCCAAACGGAUCUUAGUUCAAUCGCAUUGCAUAGUGUAUGCUGGGCUUAAAAAUCGUUAUCUACUUUGUCUAUAAACACCGCUUGUAGACUACAUGGUCAAUGGGUUGAAUGCUGCAUUGCACACACACCGAAUACAAAUCAUCAUUUGAUAUCAAGGAUUGCAAAGAUAAAGAUGGCUAGAGAAGAAGAAUCUUGAGAGGACAGGACCUCCCACUGAAGGGAACUAUGGGUGAUUUCAAGUUUUGUGUUGGACAAUUUUUUUUAUCACUACAGCUCCAAAUAUAGAUGUAAGUUGUUGUAAUGAUUUAAAAAUUUUGUACAGAAUCCAAUAAAAUGACUAUCCAAGUGUCUGUUUUCAUAAAUAAAAAAAUAUGAGCCAAAGGAUUCUGGAAGAUAUUGUGUAAUUGCUGAGAAAUUAGCAAAACAAGAAUUGGAUUUGAGUCAAAUGUUGACUAUUUUUCCAAGCAAUAAUAAUACACUGGCCCACAUGUGCUUAUCUGUGUUGCCGAUCUUAUCAUUUUUAUGCUUAGAUUUCAUGAUUUCACAAAGUUCAGUCUACGUAAAUGCACCAGAUUUAGAUCUAUGAUGAUGUAGUAGUAAAUACCCUUCAGUAACCACAAGGAUUGAAUCAUCUCUUAGCUCAGGUAUUAGGUAUAGGAGCUUGACAAGACACAUCGAAAUAAUCCAAUGGAUUAGUUCAGUACUCACAGGAGGUAGGGCUUAUAUCAAGUAUGGUUGGAACUACCCCUUAUCGACCACCUAAUUUUAUAAGCAUCGUAUCUACAAAAAUAUAUAUCAGUUUUACCUAGUUUUGUCUCAUUAGUGCAGAAAAUUGAGCAGAUCAGAUUCUCAUGUUUCGAUUGGCAACUCCGAUUCACUUCGCGUAAAUAUUGGCGAACAACGAAUACGACGAUUUUACAUUUGCUCAUUUGCACCCUCUUUUGAAACUGACCACCAGCGAUACACUAAGUUAACGGCCGAUUCUUGUCGCGGUGGCGAAAUAUUUUGACUCUUCCAAAUCAGUUCUAUGAUGUCAACAUGCUAAAUGAUCGUCUCACUACUUCCACUGCAACGAUUCAACGAUUGACGACGGAUAUUUGUUCCAAAGCCGUUUCCUAUCGGAUUUCUUGGUGUGAACAACUGUUUUUCGGCAGGGUUCGGGUCUAGUCAAAACAAUUUUGAUAAAUUCUACUAAAUUUUUACCUUUUCCCCCUUUUUUUUCUCUCGUAAAAUUUAUUCUUACCGUUCCUGUGGACACUGCACCUACUCGCGUGUAUCGUUUGUAAUACGCAAUAAUUUUAAUGCGCGCAAGGUGGUCGGUUUCAAACGAGGUGGUCGAUAUGUGGUGGUCUCACUAUACCAAAAUCACGAUGUCAAAGAUGCAAUGUUACAGCACAGUAUUGGUUCCAAAUAAGAAGUCCUUAUGCAAUCAUCAAUUAGUGGGUUAGUGCCACAGGCUUCUCUCGAUAAGAACUAGUUUCCAUGGCGAUGAAGUAAUAUGAGAUGUUUUCAACACUUAUAAAAGGCCUGUACUGAAA